AUUUGAAGUUUCUACAUGGAUAUUAAUGUUUUAUUUAUUAAAGCAAAGGUACAAUCUCCAGUUUAUGUACAAGCAGCGGGUAUUAUGAAGUUGAAGAAACCACCAAACUAUGAUCAUGUACAGUAUCCAGAAAGAAUGAGGUUACGCAUGAUGGAAAAGAUACCAGAGCCAUUGUCAGCCACUAGAGCCCACUACAAAAUGAGUAAACGGUUGGAACUGAUGAGAGGACCUGAGCAGACCCACAACAGAAUCAUUUAUGGGGAAUAUGGUAUACAGGCUCUGGCAGGUGGACGUUUGAAACCGCAGCACAUUGACAACAUACGUCUUCAAGUCAUUAGAAAAAUGGACGAUAAAAAAUCAUUUGCAUAUUGGCGCUUUGAUCCACCGUGGCAGUCUGUUACGAAGAAAGGUCAAGGGGUCAGAAUGGGCGGCGGAAAAGGCGCUAUAAAGUUUUAUGUUACUCCAAUUAGAGCAAGGCGAAUUAUUCUUGAAAUGGGUGGAGAAGUAGAGUUUGAAGAAGUGAAGCCAAUUCUACAAGUUGUCAUUGAUAUGUUACCGUUUGAAGCGAGGAUUGUGUCAAGGGAAUCUCUGGAGCAGUUAAAUAAAGAAGAAGAGCUUUUAGAAAAAAUGAACCAGAAUCCAUUUACUUUUGAAUAUGCAGCUAAAAAUAACAUGUUAGGAAUAAAGAAAUGGUUAAGUCCAUAUGAUUACUUGUGGUAUGGUAAAUACAGAUAAUUGUAAAUGGACGUUUUUUAGUGCAUUUUGUUUUCUAAUUAAAUUUUAGAAAAAAUAACAA
Molecule: messenger RNA, 796 nt
Organism: Mercenaria mercenaria
Lineage: Eukaryota; Metazoa; Mollusca; Bivalvia; Venerida; Veneridae
Product: 39S ribosomal protein L16, mitochondrial-like
Exons: 4
Coding region: 16-735 (239 amino acids)
Biological process (GO): mitochondrial translation
Cellular component (GO): mitochondrial large ribosomal subunit; ribosome
Molecular function (GO): rRNA binding; structural constituent of ribosome
Source: RefSeq, a predicted model, not a curated record